Eutrema salsugineum is the source of this 912-nucleotide messenger RNA. RefSeq lists its product as uncharacterized. Gene Ontology annotation, biological process: DNA replication checkpoint signaling; DNA repair; replication fork arrest. The record is from RefSeq and is a predicted model, not a curated record. Bases 349 to 885 code for a protein of 178 amino acids. The transcript is spliced from 3 exons. Gene Ontology annotation, cellular component: replication fork protection complex. Gene Ontology annotation, molecular function: DNA binding. NCBI's taxonomy places the organism in Eukaryota, Viridiplantae, Streptophyta, Magnoliopsida, Brassicales, Brassicaceae.
GUGUUUUAGGAAAUAAAUUCUGUUGUGAAGGUUGGUGAAGCCCUCGUUGGAUUUGUUUUGGAUUUUAAAUUUUUUGAUAAAUUUUGUAUUUUAUAGUUUGAGAAAUUGGUUUGGUUCUCAAAUGUGUCAAUGUGAAUCUAAGAGCUUGGUAGUCGAUUGUGAAAUGAUAUUUAAUCGCUGAUUUUGUGAAAUUUUGGAUUUUGAAGUUUUGAGAAAUCUGAAUUUUUGGGUUUGGUUCCCAAAUGUUAGCUGCAGUCGGUUGUUUGCGUGCCAUAAGCACAAUUCUUUGAAUUUGUUAGUAGUCUUCCUCAGCUGUUUGUUGAGAUAGAACCAACGAUACUUCCAAUAAUGCAGAAAAUGUUGACCACUGAUAGCCAUUGUAAACUGACGUAUAGAAUUGCUUCUCGAGUUUGUAUACCUUAUGUUUCUUGUCAGCUAAAGAUACUUCGUUUUUAUUUGCUAAUAAUGCUUGCGAUUUUUGCUUGGUGCAUUGAGGACGAUGACUCUGUGGAAAAUGAAUCUGCAGGACCAUCAAAAAGAAAGCGAAGACUUGUUCUUGAUGCUGACAUGGAGAUAAAGAUGAAAGAACUAUAUGAAAGGUUCAAAGAUGAUAAGAAUUGCAGCCAGCUUAUUGCCGAAUCUUUGAAUCCUGAUGGUGGAUUUUCUGCUGCGCAAGUAACCAACAAGCUUGAACACCUAGGUCUAGAAACAAGGAGAAGACUUUGGCGUGGUGACAGCUCUCUUGAAGAAAGUGAAAGCAAGAAUGAAAAUGGUGAUCCAGAUCACUUAGAGGCAGCAUCAGAUCUCUUUAAGAAAAUACAAAGUUUUCUUCUUUUACCACGUGCCCUUUUUGGGCUUGCAUGUAAUGUUGCUGUCACUUUAUAAUCAAGUGUUGUAGUUCAGAUUUUUUAG